Messenger RNA from Hylaeus anthracinus, 2540 nucleotides. It is a transcript of the gene Fatp3, whose product is annotated as long-chain fatty acid transport protein 4. Gene Ontology annotation, biological process: triglyceride homeostasis. The record is from RefSeq and is a predicted model, not a curated record. Lineage: Eukaryota; Metazoa; Arthropoda; Insecta; Hymenoptera; Colletidae. Gene Ontology annotation, cellular component: endoplasmic reticulum. The coding region runs from base 158 to 2038 and encodes 626 amino acids. The transcript has 13 exons. Gene Ontology annotation, molecular function: long-chain fatty acid-CoA ligase activity; long-chain fatty acid transmembrane transporter activity.
GGCUCGGUGUGCUCGAACUUUCAGCGCACGGCGAACGAAUUCGAUCUUAUCGUCGGUGGGGUUUCCCUUCGUCGAGCAACGAUCUUCUGCGUCGCCGUGUAAACGAUCGAUAGCGCGCCGAUAGAUUGAUCAGUGCGCGUACGUCUCUCGCGGAGCCAUGGGAGCGCACGAAGUGGUGAUCGCGGCUUUGACCGUAUUUAUCGGUGCCUAUUUGCUCACCGGAAACCGCCGACGCGUCAUUUGCGCUCUCUACAAGACCUUACCUAGAGAUGUGCUGGGUGUCUACAGAUUCAUUCGAGUGAAUAUGGUGUUAUGGUGGUGGGAAUCGCGAGGGUGGACGGUGUCGAAGGUGUUCACCAAUAUCGCCACAUCUCACCCCGACAAAAUUGCUUUCAUAUUCGAGGACAAGGAAUGGACCUUCCGGGAUAUGGAGGAAUACAGCAAUCGCGUGGGACGUUACUUCCGCACAAAAUCCUUGUCUCGCGGGGACAGUGUCGCAUUGAUAAUGGACAGUUGUCCCGAGUACGUAGGGAUAUGGCUGGGUCUUAGCAAGGUUGGCUUCGUGGGUGCGCUCAUCAACACGAAUCUGCGCCAGGAUGUUCUGGUACACAGCUUGAAGGCGGCUAAUUGCAAGGCCGUAAUAUUUGGGUCGGAAUACAAAAAUGUGAUUGGUGAUAUAAGGGAGAAAAUCUCGGACUUGCCUCUGUAUCAGUGGUCGGACUUGUCGGAGACGCAGCGUUUGGAGAGAGCGACCGAUCUGAAUACGGAAAUCCGCAGCAUCGAUCCGACACCUCUCGUCGACGACCUUGCUCUUGGUCCACGUGACAAAUUGAUUUACAUCUACACGUCGGGCACCACUGGGGUGCCGAAGGCGGCCGUUAUCACCAACCUGAGAUUUAUGCUGAUGUCUUGCGGCGUUUACUCGAUGUUAAACGUGCGACCUACGGAUCGCAUUUACGAUUCGCUGCCGCUUUAUCACUCGGCGGGAGGAGUGCUCGGAGUAGGCCAGGCUUUGUUGAAUGGUGCCACUGUCGUACUUCGUAAACGUUUCAGCGCUUCCAAAUUUUGGCCGGACUGUGUCCAUUACGAAUGCACGAUCGCUCAAUAUAUCGGCGAACUCUGUCGAUAUCUGUUGGCCGUUCCGCCAGGGCCUUGCGAUACCAAGCACAAAGUGCGACUGAUGUACGGAAACGGUCUAAGGCCGAACAUCUGGAAAAAAUUCGUGGACAGAUUCGGCGUGCCGCAAAUUGGCGAAUUUUACGGCGCCACUGAAGGGAACUCGAACCUUGUCAACAUCGACAAUACAAUUGGCGCCGUGGGGUUCGUGCCGUUGUACGCAGGUUCUUUUUAUCCUGUAGGUCUAUUGAAGGUUGACGAGGAGACCGGGGAACCGGUGAGAGGACCGGAUGGUUUAUGUGUACGGUGUAAACCUGGUGAACCGGGAGUUUUCGUGGGGAAGAUAAACUCGAAGAAGGUAGUGAACGAUUUCAUCGGGUACGUGGACAGCAAAGCGUCCGAGCAGAAGAUCCUCCGCAACGUGUUCAAGAAGGGCGACCGCGUCUUCAAUUCUGGUGAUAUUUUGGUUAUGGAUGAGCUCGGCUACUUCUACUUCAGAGACAGGACCGGUGACACCUUCAGGUGGCGCGGCGAGAACGUUGCCACUUGCGAAGUGGAGGCCGUCAUCAGCAAUGCGAUCGGUUUGAAAGAUGCAGCCGUUUACGGUGUCGAGAUACCCAAAGUCGAAGGCAAAGCCGGAAUGGUUGCUAUUUACGAUCCAAAUAAUACCCUCAACAUCGAUGAAAUGGCGGAAGCUGUGAAGAAGUUGCUACCAUCGUACGCUAGGCCUCUUUUCGUCCGAGUUGUAUCAGAGCUGCCGAUAACUGGUACGUUUAAGCUGAAGAAGAGGAAUCUCCAGCAAGAAGGCUAUAAUAUUAAAACGAUCACGGACCCAGUUUAUUUCCUCGAAAAGUCGGGUGUCUACGUCAGACUGACGGAGCAGUUGUACAACGACAUCAUCGAGGGAAAGGUUCCACUAUAAAAUCGAUGUGCCGAACUUUUUGUAGGAAAUGUUUUAAACAGAAAUAGGGUAAUUCAUGUUUUGUACAAUUUCUAUUUAUUUAUGGAGCGGACUGAGAAAUUCUACCAAAACGGAAAACGUUCAAUUGAUCUUUCGUUUUUACGAAUAUUUACAGGAUUCUACGAUAUCCCACUUUUUGUUUAGGAUUAAUCCGUAGACCAUUUAUAUCUAUAUAUUUACGUUAUACAUUUAUGUUUUUUCUACGAAUUUUGUACUUGGCGCUCAGCGAUUCCAAGUACCGGGAUAAACUAUGGAGUAUAGGUUUAAGGAACGCACAUUGAUAAAAUUACCGAGGAAAAUUCCUUAGAUGCGGGUGUAGAUAUACUGUGGAAGACAGAUUCCUAGAGAAUAAGACUUCAAAAUAUUUUGUAAGCAGAAGUGAUAUGCACCAACUACUGUAAAGUAACGCUGUAAAAUGAAAGUUCUCGUUAUAGUUUAAUAAAUUGUUCUCUGUUAAGAAAAA